UUUCCAUCAUGCACAUUGUGGAUUAGUUAAGGUGUGCGUGGCUUCUUACUCUGUAGGUUAAGUUUGGUCUGAAAGCAAAUUUUUACUGCAAGCAUGAGUGCCGGAGGAACUCCUUACAUUGGCAGUAAAAUAAGUUUAAUAUCCAAGGCACAGAUUCGUUAUGAGGGCAUUUUGUCUUCUGUGGACACAGACAGGUCCACAGUUGCUUUAGCAAAAGUUAAAUCUUACGGCACUGAAGACCGGCACACGGAUAGACCAGUGCCACCCAAAGAUGAAGUUUAUGAAUUCAUAAUCUUCAGGGGAAGUGACAUAAAAGAUAUUACUGUGUCUGAGCCACCAAAACCACACCAUGGACUUCCUCGGGACCCUGCUAUUGUUCAGUCAUCAAUUGGCAGCUCCUCUGCAAUGUAUCACCCACGCUGGAGUCCUUACAGAGACAUGAUGCCCACCUACAAUCAGCUGGCUGCUAGCUCUCUACUCAACCAGCAGUACAGUGCAGCACUGGGACUAGGACUUUCAGGCCAAGCCAGAAGAGCCCCUAUGGUUGAACAGGCUGUCCAGACCAUGCCUUUGGCCAGUGCUGCACAGAAAAAGGGAAAGACUACAACCCAGCCACAGAACAAACCACUGGUGCGUCCAGUUCAGCGGUCUGGACAGGCUGGUGCCCAGGUUCAAAAAGAGAAUAUACCCACCAGCCAGGCACCAUCUCAGCCAAGUGCUGCCUCAGCUGAAGGCCAAAAUACUGGAAACCAGAAACAAAGGCAGAGACAAGGCAGCCGCAGGUCCAGGAACAGAAGUAGAGGCCAACUAAUAGUGAAAAACACAAAGGCUUCAACUUUGGCAUUUGAGUCAGAUUUUGAUUUUGAAAGUGCAAAUGCUCAGUUUAAAGAUGAUCUUACGAAGGAAAAUGUGGUUGAGGAGUCUUGGGAAACCCAGGACAGCCCUCCUGAACAGGAGGAGGAACCUCUCAGAGAUAAGUACUAUGACAAAGCAAAGUGUUUCUUUGAUAACAUCUCAUCAGACCUCAAGCCCAGGAGGACCACCUGGGCCGAGGAGAAAAAGUUGAACAUGGAAACAUUUGGAGUUCCUGGUCGCUUCCUGAGAGGCAGAGGAUUCAGGGGGCGUGGACGCAGAGUGCUGAACGCCACUGAGCAGCGAGCGCUUCCAAAAGUUGGUAGUGGCAGAGUGUGAA
Messenger RNA from Oreochromis niloticus (Nile tilapia), 1192 nucleotides. RefSeq names its product protein LSM14 homolog B-B. The coding region runs from base 94 to 1191 and encodes 365 amino acids. The record is from RefSeq and is a predicted model, not a curated record. Gene Ontology annotation, molecular function: mRNA binding. The transcript has 8 exons. Lineage: Eukaryota; Metazoa; Chordata; Actinopteri; Cichliformes; Cichlidae.